CCUUCAGCUGUUCAGAUGUGUGUUGAAUUCGCAUGCUUAACUACGAAACCCCCCACAAAACCUGUACAUAAGAGUGUCUGAAACUGAGACGAAUUUGCGGAGAUAUUUCUGCAGUACUUCGGAAAAACGUUGUUGGGUUUGUGAGUGACCAAAACUGCAACAGAAAUGUCUCAGUUUGGGUUUGAGAACGAUAUCCACAACGUGCUUCGACUGGAUAUGCCCAUCACCAACGCCCCGAUGGCGAGAUGGCAGAGGAAAGCCAGCACCUCAAACUCCAGCAGCACUAAUUCCCACUCGCCCAACAAGAGCGUCAACAGAUCCGUGAGCCUUUCCAAAACCCCCAGUAAAACACCAGGGAAAAAUGGAAAGACCCAAAACACCCCCUCUAAGGCAGGAGGAGAUCGGUACAUCCCAACAAGAAAUAACAAGCAGUUGGAUGUCGCAAGUUUUCUUAUUUCUAAAGAGAACGAGCCGGUGGAAGAAAGUGAGCCCUCUACUGCGCCAAAUCAGAAGGCUUGGUCGAUGUCACUAAAUGGAUAUGACAUUGAGGAAGCAAAGAUUUUGCAUUUGGGAGGAAAACCACUUUACGCCCCAGAGGGUUAUCAGAAUAAUUUGAAGGUUCUCUACAGUCAGGUGCCCACACCAGUCUCUGUCAAGAAGAGCCGGUACAUUUCCUCUUAUCCCGAGCGGAUUCUAGAUGCCCCUGAUAUCAGAAAUGACUUCUACCUAAACCUUAUGGAUUGGGGAAGGCAGAACGUGUUGGCAGUUGGUCUUGCUAAUCAAGUGUAUUUGUGGGAUGCCGGUGAAGGAGACAUUGUGUUACUGAAGAAAAUGGAGGAUGAUAAUGAAUAUAUCUGUUCGGUCUCGUGGAGCAAAGAUGGCAAUUUCUUGGCUAUUGGAACCAGUGACUGUAAAGUUGAGUUAUGGGAUGUUCAGUACCAAAAGCGUCUCCGCAGCAUGGAUGGUCAUUCGGCAAGGGUAGGCUGCCUGAGUUGGAAUGAUCACAUCUUGUCCAGUGGCUCCAGGUCUGGAUUGAUUCAUCAGCAUGAUGUUCGGGUAGCAGACCACCACAUUUUUACCUUCGGCGGGCAUACUCAGGAAGUCUGUGGCCUUACCUGGUCUCCAGAUGGGAGAUAUUUAGCUAGUGGUGGUAAUGAUAACAUGGUGUACAUCUGGCCAAUGACAACAGGCUCAGAAAAUCAAGCCAUCCAUGCGCUCAGUGAACACCAGGGGGCAGUCAAGGCUUUGGCAUGGUGUCCUUGGCAGCCUAACAUUCUUGCAUCAGGAGGGGGCACCAGUGAUCGUCAUAUUCGCAUCUGGAAUGCGUGCAGUGGCUCUUGUAUCAGCUCCUUAGAUACUUGUUCACAGGUUUCUUCUCUUGUUUUUGCACCAAAUUACAAAGAGUUGGUGUCUGGCCAUGGCUUUGCACAUGACAAGGUUGUCAUCUGGAAAUACCCCUCAUUCGCCAAAGUUACAGAGCACGAAGGACAUGAAGCCAGAAUCCUCAAUUUGGCACUCAGUCCAGACGGUUCAACGCUGGCUUCUAUUGCAGCUGACGAAACCAUCAGACUUUGGAAGUGUUUUGAAAAGGAAAAGGAUGCUGCCAAGAAACCCAAGCAGGCUAGCGGCAGGAUCGUUCAACAAAGUAUCCGAUAAUUAUGAAACACUCAUUUUUAAUGCCUCCAGCAAACAGCAGUUGGGUAUGGUUCUUUUGAACACUGCCAAAUGUUCAUUAGAAACUCCCCUUUUGAUUUGGGUUUUCUAGGACUUGUUCAUGAACGCUGUGCCGUCAAGCUCUACACUAGGUUUUAUUGGAUGCCUUUCUUGUUUGCGUUUUCGGAGGCGUAAUGUUUUUAAAGGGAUGAGCACGGCUGCUAAAUGGAAUUGUUAGAACACCAUGUUCUUUGGAUGCUAAACCUUUUAGUGACUUUCAUACUGAGUUUUUGCAUAUUUAACCAUAAGCAAUCCCUAAAUUAUGUAUUUAAUGUAAGUUUUGCAAAUAAAGUUUAAGAGUAAUUGCGUCUGUCUUUUGAAA
Danio aesculapii is the source of this 2035-nucleotide messenger RNA. It is a transcript of the gene cdc20, whose product is annotated as cell division cycle 20 homolog. Gene Ontology annotation, molecular function: ubiquitin ligase activator activity; anaphase-promoting complex binding; protein binding. Lineage: Eukaryota; Metazoa; Chordata; Actinopteri; Cypriniformes; Danionidae. Gene Ontology annotation, cellular component: anaphase-promoting complex. The record is from RefSeq and is a predicted model, not a curated record. The transcript is spliced from 11 exons. Gene Ontology annotation, biological process: anaphase-promoting complex-dependent catabolic process; positive regulation of anaphase-promoting complex-dependent catabolic process; positive regulation of ubiquitin protein ligase activity. Bases 166 to 1656 code for a protein of 496 amino acids.